Molecule: messenger RNA, 2251 nt
Organism: Hypoxylon trugodes
Lineage: Eukaryota; Fungi; Ascomycota; Sordariomycetes; Xylariales; Hypoxylaceae
Product: BCS1 N terminal-domain-containing protein
Exons: 1
Coding region: 1-1986 (661 amino acids)
Biological process (GO): mitochondrial respiratory chain complex III assembly; protein insertion into mitochondrial inner membrane from matrix
Cellular component (GO): mitochondrial inner membrane
Molecular function (GO): ATP binding; ATP hydrolysis activity
Source: RefSeq, a predicted model, not a curated record
AUGGCAGCCGAUCCAUCAGGAUCCCCCGCCGGCGUGGCCAACGGCACUCCUGAUUCAUCACAAAGUUCCGAGAUGCCACGAAUUUCUCAAUUCGCAGUCGUCGACAUAUUCUUCCCCGGAUUCUCAACCUACGCAGGAUUCAUACAAAAAUAUCUCCGUAUCGAUCUCAACCUAUACAUCCCUCUACUACUUCUAGCCGGUGCUCUAACAGUAGUCUGGAGUUACACAAGUUCCUACUUACAAGACAAACUUGAAACUCAUUUCAUGUCCACCGUCGACAUCCGAACUGACGAUGAAAUCUACAACAUUAUAAUGGCCUGGGUAACCCGGCAGCGAUUCUCAAAAGGCGCUCGGAAAUUCGUAGCUAGUACCAACAUCAACUCCCGGUGCUACUACCUUUGGGACGGGGGCUACGACUACGACGAUGAUGACGAUGAAGAGUAUAGAGAGUCGGACGCUAGUGCGAAGAAGAACAAGACUUUGUCGUACACGCCCGCCUUCGGAAGCCACUACUUCUGGUACCGCGGCCGCUUGCUCGUGUUCAAGCGGUCCACUGGCCGGAACCAAAUGUCCUCCGCGACACUCAGUCAACGCGAGGAGAUCUCGCUGUCAUGUUUCGGCCGCGAUCCCUGGAUUCUGAAGGAGCUUCUUAUGGAGGCUCGUGAGCUGUAUAUAAAGAAGGACUCGCACAAGACUCUAAUCUACCGUGGAACACUCAGGCCGGGGUCUAUGUCACCCUUUUGGCAGCGAUGCAUGGCUCGAGCUACUCGCCCCUUUUCGACCGUCAUCUUGAACGAGGACACGAAGCAGGAGCUCAUUGAUGAUGUCACGGAUUAUCUCUGCCCUGCGACACAAAGAUGGUACGCGAAUAGGGGUAUUCCUUACCGACGGGGUUACCUUUUGCACGGUCCUCCCGGCACAGGAAAGAGUUCUCUUAGUCUUGCUCUAGCUGGUUACUUCCAAAUGCGGAUUUAUAUCGUCAGUCUUAGCUCUAUGACAGCUAGCGAGGAAAGUCUCGCCUCUCUAUUCGCUGAGCUACCUCGUCGCUGUGUGGUUCUUCUCGAGGAUAUCGACUCUGCAGGUCUCACUCACACACGUGAGGAAAACCAGCCUCUACCCCAACCUCAGAAGGAUGACUCGGAUGAUGAAAGCGAUGAAGAGAAGGUUCCUGGACAAAUAACGAAUGGCGAGAACACUCCAAGUACUGGUCGUUCCAAUGGUUUGUCUUUAUCUGGAUUACUUAACAUUCUAGAUGGUGUGGCAUCGCAAGAGGGCCGAAUUCUGAUCAUGACGACAAACCAUGUUGAAAAAUUGGACAAGGCUCUGAUUCGUCCGGGACGUGUUGAUAUGACUGUUCACUUCAGCCUAGCGGAUGAGGGCAUGUGUUCUGCCAUCUUCCGUGCUAUUUUCGCGAGCCUAGAUGGUGACGAUGAGCCCGAACCUACCGAUACCCCUCUCGACGCGGAAACCAGACAGAGACUGAACGAGGAGAAGGCUAAGAAGCGGGCGGCUAAAGAUGUUCAUGUGUCAGCCCUAGCGGAGGAAUUUGCGUCCAAGAUACCGACACACGAGUUCAGCCCUGCCGAGCUACAAGGUUAUCUCAUGAAGCAUAAGCGCAAUGCUCAGAGGGCAGUUGAGAAUGUGAACAGCUUUAUCGAGCAAACCCGGAAAGAUCAUAAGGAGAAGGAGUUCAAGGAAGCGGAGAGGAAACGCAAGGAAGAGGCCAAGAAGAAGGAAGAGGAAGAGAAGAAGCAGCAAGAAGAGGCUAAGGAAGCAGAGAAGAAGAGCAAGGCCCAAAUGAAGGGCUCAAAGAAGUCAAAGUCAUCGUCGACCUCGGAUGAAUCGACGGCCGAAGAGAAUAAGACGGAGAAGGAGGUUCCCACGACCGAAUCCUCCGCAGAUAAAUUGGAUGUUAAGGUGACGGAUGGACCGGGCCGCAGGAAAGAUGAUUCUGGAUAUGUUACACCAGCGAGCGGGGAGCCGUGAUGGUGAUGACGUCCCAACAGUUGGUGAAUAGAUGAAUAGAUAUCGUCUUAUCUUUAUGUAGCGGAUCGUGUAGAAUUUUCUUACCAUAUAGAUAAAAUACCCUUGUAGAGUUUCAGCGUAUUAUUCCCGCAUCAUACUCGUCGUGGCCUAGGUGUGAGAUUUGUUGAUGUUGAUCGUUCACAAAAGUGAGCUGAUGGAUUACGUGUGGGAGAAGUGUGGUCAGCCACUUUCGUAAGGUAGAAGGCAACCAAUCAUUGAGUUCCGA